AUGGGCCGGCGUUUCAAGUUUGAAAGUUUUUGGCCCAAGGUUGAGGGAUUCGUGGACACGGUCAAGCAGGCAUGGCACACCGUAUCUUCCCAAGGAAACCCUUUUAUAGUCCUGGAUAGUAAGUUACACGCCACUGCCAAGGCCCUGCAAAGCUGGAGUGAUCCUUGGAUCGGCAACAUUCGCCUUCAACUCUCCAUCACAAUGGAAGUUAUUGGUAGGCUGGACGUGGCGGAGCCACCAAAACCUAUCCCCCACCACCAGCCCCACCCGUCUCCCUUCUUGCCCUUCUCCAGCUUCCUCGACCUCCGUAACCCAGCGACCUCGCGGUGGUUCCUCGGCCCGCCCUCCCCCUCCGCGACUCCCCCACCCGCCGCCUCCUCGAACUCCAGCAACCAGUUCGACGUCCACCUCGGCGGCCUCCUCUCCGGCGGCGCCACCAUCCAGAUCUUCCUCGAGGGCUCCUCCUUCCCCGAUGGAUUCAUCUCCUCGCCCGCCCCCGGCGCCGGCGGGGUCAGCCUCGUCAACUACUUCAUGGGAUCCGGCCUCAAGCAGCUCAUCCAGCAGCUUGCGGAGAACGACCGCAGCCGCUACGACACCCUGCCCACCGCCAAGGCUGCGGUUGCCGCCCUCCCUGAUGUCGCCGUCGAUGGGGGCGCCCAGCACGUCCUCCAAAAGGACUGCAUCCUGCCAUGGCUUGACCUCCACAGCUCCUCCCUGUCUGCCGCCAUCUAUGUCCACCAGUGCCAGGCAGCUGCCGCUGCGGCGGCGGCACCUGCGGCCCCAGGUGGUGGCCCUUCGCCUAGGGUCAUGGUGAGGAGGUUCAGGAUCUCACUGCCGUGGCCUCUCAGGGCCGCUUUUGGAGCUCAGCGGGCAGAGAGCAGCGACCAGGACGCUGUUGGCUAUGGCGACUACAAAAACGAUGGGAAUGCGAGCGGUCGCUCGUAUGAUGAUCUCGACUGAGGCACUUGAAAGGAUG
Messenger RNA from Triticum urartu, 976 nucleotides. NCBI's taxonomy places the organism in Eukaryota, Viridiplantae, Streptophyta, Magnoliopsida, Poales, Poaceae. The record is from RefSeq and is a predicted model, not a curated record.